CGAUCCAGUUUAAGCUCAAAAGACAACCUUUAAGUUUUAACCAGGCAAUUCUACAUCUCUUGAUCCGUCUGCAAUAACAGCUCAAUAGUGAGUAUCAAUCCUAACACAACAACACUAAACCUCGGAGAUUGUUUCUGCCCUCUCUACUCUGUUUCUCUAGCACUCCAUCUUUUCCAAUUAUUUAGCAAGAAAUGGGGGUGUAUUUGAGCUCCCCUAAAACUGACAAGGCUUCACAAGAUGGUGAAAAUGAUAAACUUCGAUAUGGCUUGUCCUCCAUGCAAGGCUGGCGUACAACCAUGGAAGAUGCCCAUGCAGCUUAUCCAGAUUUGGACAGUUCAACAUCUUUCUUCGGUGUUUAUGAUGGCCAUGGAGGCCAAGCAGUGGCUAAGUUCUGUGCUAAAUAUCUUCACGAACAAGUGCUCAAACAUGAAAGUUAUCUGUCUGGUGAUUUAGGCACUUCUUUACAGAAAGCUUUUCUCAGAAUGGAUGAGAUGAUGCGUGGGCAGAGGGGAUGGAGAGAACUAUCUAGAUUGGGUGAUAACAUGGAAAAGGUUUCUGGUAUGAUAGAAGGAUUGAUAUGGUCACCUAGAAGUGGUCAAGUCAAUGGCCAUUUUGAUGAUUGGCUUGAUGAGGAGGGGCCUCAUUCUGGCUUUGAUGGACCGAAUUGUGGAAGCACUGCAUGCGUUGCAAUUAUUCGAAACAACCAACUUGUUGUUGCAAAUGCUGGUGAUUCUCGUUGUGUUAUAUCCAGGAAGGGUCAGGCAUAUGACAUGUCUAAAGAUCACAAGCCCGGUCUUGAGGUUGAGAGAGAAAGGAUUCGUAAUGCCGGUGGUUUUAUAGUAGUUGGACGUGUUAAUGGAACUUUAAACUUGUCUAGGGCAAUCGGAGACACAGAGUUCAAGCAGAACAAAAAACUGCCCGCUGAGCAGCAAAUUGUUACUGCCAAUCCAGACAUAAAGACUGUUGAUCUCUGUGACGAUGAUGAGUUUCUUGUUCUUGCUUGUGACGGAAUUUGGGAUUGCAUGUCAAGUCAACAGCUAGUGGACUAUGUGCAUGAACAGUUAAACACUGAAACCAAGCUUUCAGUGAUAUGCGAGAGAGUUUUCAACAGGUGUUUGGCACCCAAUACCAAUGGUGGUGAGGGAUGUGACAACAUGAGCAUGAUCUUGGUGCAAUUCAAAAGGCCUGGUCAAGCAGGUCCCUCUGCAGAGCAGCAGCCAACAUCUUCUCGUCAAUCGAUGGAGGUUGACAGAAAUAAUAUGGAAAAGUGAAGACCGAGUCCAGAGAGAAGAGUAGCAGAACAGUGUGCCACAAUUUUAACAAUUAUAACAAUUAGGAUCUAAAUUCUUGUGAUUGUAAAUGAUCAAGUUAUUUUUUUUCAUCAUUUCACCUUUUUUGUUGUGA
Molecule: messenger RNA, 1404 nt
Organism: Populus trichocarpa (black cottonwood)
Lineage: Eukaryota; Viridiplantae; Streptophyta; Magnoliopsida; Malpighiales; Salicaceae
Product: probable protein phosphatase 2C 60
Exons: 11
Coding region: 192-1271 (359 amino acids)
Biological process (GO): protein dephosphorylation
Molecular function (GO): protein serine/threonine phosphatase activity; cation binding
Source: RefSeq, a predicted model, not a curated record